AAGGAUCUGCAGGGAGAGAGCGGCACUAGAGUGGGUGGUACACGCGGGGGCCUCUCCAUUACCCCUGCAGCCCUGACUAGGCCUCCUCUAGCUGGAAACCACUCUGAGCUCCGGCCGGAGGCAGAGGCGGGGGAGGCUAGGGCGGCCUCAGUACCACUCUUGAGGCACUAAGCUACCACCCAGCCCUUGUGGCCCCAGACAUGGGUCUUCUCCCUUCCAAGGGUGGAGUCCUGCCUGGAGAGGAGGGAGCUGGUGCCCACUGUUCAGAUGCCUCCCACCCCAAAACCCACAGAAGUGGGCCACCCACCGACUCAUGGCGAUAAGUCUUGACUAUACAGUCGACGAUGCCUCGGAAGUAACCCACCACUGGGGACAAUGUGACAGAAGGAAAAAAAUGUCUCACCAGAGAUCCAGCCAGCCACAAACUCCUCCACAGGCAUUGUUCAGUCGGUGGGGUCCGGUGUCCGAGGAGCCGCUGAUGGACGGGACGGAAGACAGUGCCGGGCACUCGGGCCCUGCUGAACGGUCCCAUCGAAGCAGCGUGUCCUCCGUGGGAGCCCGAGCACCGGACGUGCUGGUGUAUUUGGCGGAUGACUCAGUGGUGCCGCUGGCUGUGGAGAACCUGCCGUCCCUCAGUGCCCACGAGCUGCACCGUGCCAUCCGUGAGGUCCUGCAGCUCCCAGACAUCGCCAUGGAUAUCUUUGCGCUUUGGCUUGUCUCCCCUCUGCUGGAGGUACAGCUGAAGCCCAAGCACCAGCCCUACAAGCUGGGCCGCCAGUGGCCAGAGCUGCUGCUGCGCUUCACCGACGCACCGGACGAUGACGUGGCCACAGAUGAGCCUUCCCUGCAGUUCCGAAGGAACGUGUUUUUCCCAAAGCGGCGGGAGCUCCAGAUCCACGAUGAGGAGGUCCUGCGGCUGCUCUACGAGGAGGCCAAGGGCAACGUGCUGGCGGCUCGGUACCCAUGCGACCUGGAGGACUGCGAGGCCCUGGGCGCGCUGGUGUGCCGCGUGCAGCUUGGGCCCUUCCGGCCUGGCCAGCCCAUGGCCUGCACCCUGAGGGAGCAGCUGGACUCCUUCCUCCCUGCCCACCUGUGUAGGCGGGGCCACGGGCUCUUUGCCGCCCUCCGUGGCCGUGGGGCCAAGGCUGGGGUCAGCGAGCAGGGCCUGCUCAACGCCUACCGCAAGGUGCAGGAAGUGGCCAGCGAGGACAGUGAGCGUGAGGCUUCCCUGAGGACCCACUACCACGCCUACCUCUGCAAAUGCCACGAGCUGCCCUAUUACGGGUGUGCCUUCUUCCACGGCGAGGUGGACAAGCCAGCCCAGGGCUUUCUGCACCGGGGUGGGCGAAAGCCAGUGACCGUAGCCAUCAGCCUGGAGGGUGUGCAUGUUAUCGACAACAGGGAGAAGCACGUCCUGCUGGGCCUGCGUUUCCAGGAGCUGUCCUGGGACCACACGUCCCCCGAGGAGGAGGAGUCUGUCCUGUGGCUGGAAUUUGAUGGGAACAAUGAAGGCACACCAGUGAACAAGCUCCUCAAGGUCUACUCCAAGCAGGCUGAACUGAUGAGUGGCCUCAUCGAGUACUGCAUUGAGCUAAACCAGGCCUCAGAGCCCGACGCCCCCCAGGACGGCGGGACUGGCCCCUCCUCCGCCCCUGGCUCCUCACCCCCUCCCGGCCAGCGCCCCCAGCUACAGAGGCAGGGCAGCGUGGUGUGCAGCCGGAUCCAGCACCUCUCCACCAUUGACUACGUGGAGGAGGGCGAGCAGAUCAAGCGGGUGAAACCGAAGCGCACAACGUCCUUCUUCAGCCGGCAGCUCUCCAUGGGUCAUGGGAGCUACACUGUGGUGCAGCCGGCCGAGGGCCCGGAGCAGAGCUGAGGCUGCAAACUGGAGGAGGGCACACGGAGGGGCUGGUCAGGCUGUUGAGCUGGGGAGGAGGGCUGCCUCGGAGCUGGAGGAGCGCCUUCUCUUGCCGGAUGGGGCGGGGCCAGGGCCGGGGCUGUGCAGCACUGCUCAGGGAUCCCAUAGGGUCCCUUUCCAGCCCGCCUGCCUUUCCCUGCACUUUGGCCCCUCUGCAGUCUCAGGACCAUCUGAUCAGGCCCCGGCCUGCCCCUUUCACCCAGGGACUUGCCUCUGUGCCCCUCAGGAUGGACAGUGUCCCCUCCCCUGUUCUGUAGCCCACAUUGGCGGCCCCCACGGCGGGUGACUGAGGAAUAGGGCUUGGGACUUGCCCAGUGUGUGUCCCUGGUGUAUUCCCUGGAUUUUAGUGACUACAUCCCUGCAUUCCUUCAGCCUGCAUCGGAGCCACACUGCCAGGCAGGCCAUCACUGCAAGGAUGGGACAGGGCCUCCCAGGGCGGGUCCUUGGCAGGAAGAGGAGGAGAGGCCCUGCCGGUGCCCUCCCUGGCUGGCUGGGGCUGGAGGUCCAGCUCAGCGGGCACCUGGGCCCCUCACUCAGGCCUCUCUUGCAGGCAGGAGACACUGACCAGAAGGAAAGUGCCUUUUUUCUAGCUUUCGGUGGUGUCACUGCGCUUUAAGGUGGCUGUUCUGGGGACCAACAGGCCACCGGACCCUCCCUCCACACUGAGAAAAGCUCCCUGUGGGCUUCCAGUUUCGGUUUCGACUUCUUCUCAGCUGCUUUGGUUCCACCGAGCCGUGAGCUCCGGGGCACUCAUGGGAACCCCACGGCCUUUGCCCUCCUGGCUCCCCGUGGGCUGGCGCUGCGCUUUCCGCCUGACCCGGCCCUGCGGGCCGCCAGCCCGUCUAGUCUCCUCUCUGAGAAACCAGUGACGGCCUGAAUGUGGCGCUGGGCGCGGCUCCUCUGUGGCGGCGCCCUGGUGGGAAAGGCAGCCCUGGCACAGAGCAGGGCUUGCCGCAUCCCCUCCGACGCCCGCCGGAGCCCGCCUUCUGCCUCUCCCGGCUUUGGAGCACUCCGUCAUGAUAAAUAAGUUUCCCAGCCUUUGGAAUGUCCCAGCCAAAGGACAUCUCGUCUCUCCUUCGGAGUGACUCACCUCUCUGGCUCCCAGCCCACUGUCCUCUCUGCCCACUCACUGUUUUGAUGCCAAGUGAAUUCUUAUCUGAUGGGCUCACGGGGCCUGUGGGGUGUGGCGGGUGUGUGUGUACACACAUUACUUGUUUUUACCCUUGUCUUUCUCAUCUUUUGUAAGCCUCCAUUGUGCCUUAACCUUUUCUGCCUGUCCUUUGGGACAAAACAGCAUUUUACUGAAUGUCCUUUGAAUAUUCUUUCUUUUGUACCAUGUGACUUAAUAAUAAAAUCAGUUUCCAGCAAUGUUGGUGUAGUUUAUGAUAUGAAAU
Molecule: messenger RNA, 3312 nt
Organism: Artibeus jamaicensis (Jamaican fruit-eating bat)
Lineage: Eukaryota; Metazoa; Chordata; Mammalia; Chiroptera; Phyllostomidae
Gene: FRMD8
Product: FERM domain containing 8
Exons: 12
Coding region: 314-1876 (520 amino acids)
Biological process (GO): negative regulation of canonical Wnt signaling pathway
Cellular component (GO): plasma membrane; cytoskeleton
Source: RefSeq, a predicted model, not a curated record